AUGGCUACUCAUGAAAAUAUAAAUAUGAGUUGUACUGUUACGGAUGAAACGAUCAUAGAAGAAUUUGAUUCUUCAUUAAUAAAUCAUAAUGAGAUUAUUUUAUUAAAAGAAAAAUUUCAUGAAGUUGAUGGAGGUGCUCAAUUAACAGAUAAUAACCUUGUAGCAAGAUAUUGCUUUCGGACUUUAUUAAAAUACCCAAUUAUUUAUGGUUAUAACCGAUAUUCAUGCGGUACACAUUAUAUUCAUUUUCAAAUUGAAAAACGUGGUGAUUUACGUUGUUUUUUUGGAAUUGGUACAUCAUUGGAAAUGGUAAAUCGAGUUAUCACAGUCGAAUCAGAUAAUAAAUCUCUUUAUGGAUGGUGGGGUUUGAAUAGUUUUGUUAUUAAUGGUAAAGUUCAAAGAAGUAAAGAAAAAAAUGAUAUUAAAAAUUACGAUGAAUUAACAUUGAUUUUAAAAUGUGAUCAUCAACAAAUUGAAUUAGAACAUCAUCGAACUAAACGUUUAUUAAAAUUAUCUAUUGAUAUAACAUUAUGUCCAUUUCCUUGGAAAAUAGUUGUUGAAUUACCGACUUAUGGUGAUUGUGUACGGAUUAUUCGAUCUAGUCAUUUGUAA
Molecule: messenger RNA, 612 nt
Organism: Adineta steineri
Lineage: Eukaryota; Metazoa; Rotifera; Eurotatoria; Adinetida; Adinetidae
Source: the annotation of a GenBank genome assembly